UGCCCCAGCUCAACUCAUCUGGUGGUGUGAAAGGAGGAAGUGCCACUCUUCCCAUCCAGGCCCCAGGCAAGGGCAGGCACUCCCUGGCUCCUGCGUGCCUUACACACCUCCUGUGUACCAGCAGCUCCAGCCAUGGACAGGUGGUACCUGGGGUGUGGCAGGACGCUCUGAAGGUUAAGAGACUUGGAGGUACCCAACCCGACACAGUACCCCUACACACACCUCCCCUGCGCCAUUCACACCACCCCACGGCAGACACUGUCCCAGAAGUAAGAGGCCACACAGGAAGAUCGUGGAGAAGCCCUGGUGGCCGGGGAAAUGACAGGGCUGUCGGCUGAUGAUGGUGGCAGUGCCAAGGGGUCAGAGAAUCCAUUUGUCUAUGACUACGAGACCGUCCGCAAAGGGGGCCUGAUCUUCGCGGGCCUAGCCUUCAUCGUGGGGCUCCUCAUCCUCCUCAGCAAAAGGUUCCGCUGUGGGGGCAGCAAGAAGCACAGGCAGGUCAAUGAAGACGAGCUGUGACGUUAGAGCUGGCCGUGCCGACCAGCCCAUGGGCACCAGUGAUGACCACUGUCCCCAGAUGUACAUCACUCUCCCCGUCACAGCUAUCGGGCUGAAGGAAAUGCCAGGCUCCCACCGCGACCCCCUCACGGUCCUCCACCCAUGCCCCUUGACCCCUAACUUCCUCCCUCCCCUCCUCCAACCUCUCAACACCCCACUUCCUAUUCCAAGUUGAGGUACAUGUGCAGCCUCACCUCUCUGGUUUUCAAUGAAUCGCUCUACAAGCCCCUGCCAACGAAA
This is a messenger RNA of Meriones unguiculatus (Mongolian gerbil), 798 nucleotides long. It is a transcript of the gene Fxyd2, whose product is annotated as FXYD domain containing ion transport regulator 2. The transcript is spliced from 8 exons. Gene Ontology annotation, molecular function: sodium channel regulator activity. Gene Ontology annotation, biological process: regulation of sodium ion transmembrane transporter activity; monoatomic ion transport. Lineage: Eukaryota; Metazoa; Chordata; Mammalia; Rodentia; Muridae. Bases 319 to 519 code for a protein of 66 amino acids. The record is from RefSeq and is a predicted model, not a curated record. Gene Ontology annotation, cellular component: membrane.